Molecule: messenger RNA, 2393 nt
Organism: Paramisgurnus dabryanus
Lineage: Eukaryota; Metazoa; Chordata; Actinopteri; Cypriniformes; Cobitidae
Source: RefSeq, a predicted model, not a curated record
CUGAAAUGAAUCAGACGCAAACGCUCAAGCAGUCACUGGUUGACAGUGUCGCGCUUUCUUAUUGAUGAGGAUCUGAUUUACUCCCACAGCUGCUUUUCUCACAUUUACUGAAACUUCAAUCAAAAUCAUUCAUCAGGCUUCUUUAAAGCACAGGAAUAAUGGACGCCCUGACAUUCUGAGUGACAGGUGGGUCGUGUGGCACUUGCGCCCCCUGUUGGCAUGAGUGCGUGCGGGAUGAAGGCUCUGACCCUGCUGAGCAGCGUGUUUGCAGUCUGCAGCCUGGGUCUGCUGGGUAUCGCUGUCAGUACAGACUACUGGCUUUACCUGGAGGAGGGCAUCAUACUGCCUCUUAACCAGAGCACUGACAUGCGCAUGGCCAUUCACUCCGGCCUCUGGAGGGUCUGUUUCAUCGCAGGUGAAGAGCGAGGUCGCUGUUUUACUAUCGAGUAUGUGAUGCCUAUGAGUGUCCAGCUGACCAGUGAGUCUACUCUAAGUGUUUUGAAGAUGAUUCGUUCGGCGACGCCAUUCCCUCUGGUCAGUUUGUUCUUUAUGUUCAUUGGUUUUGUUCUGAACAACAUCGGACACAUUCGGCCCCACCGCACCAUACUGGCGUUUGUCUCUGGAAUCUUCUUCAUCCUGUCAGGUCUGUCUCUGGUGGUGGGUUUGGUUCUGUACAUCUCCAGCAUAAAUGAUGAGAUGUUGAACAGGACCAAGACCAAUGAAGCGUACUUCAGCUAUAAGUACGGCUGGUCAUUUGCGUUCGCCGCAAUCUCUUUCCUGCUCACAGAGAGUGCAGGUGUGAUGUCUGUCUACCUGUUCAUGAAGCGAUACACAGCGGAGGAAAUCUAUCAGCCCCACCCCAGCUUUUACCGGCCGCGCCUGAGCAACUGCUCGGAUUAUUCGGGUCAGUUCUUGCACCCCGAUGCCUGGACGCGAGGCCGCAGCCCAUCAGACAUCAGCAGCGACGCCUCGCUUCAAAUGAACGCCAGCUACCCGGCCCUGCUCAAGUGUCCUAACUAUGAUCGAAUGUCUUCAUCGCCCUGCUGAAGGAUAGAGGAGACGACAGAUGGCAGUGUGUGUCACAGAUGGAUAAAGUUUUUAGUAGUUGAAUGUCAAUCUGAUGCGAGUUGUUGUUGUUUGCUGUUCUUUGCCUUAUCAGACUGCUGGAUUACACUUGACUUCUGACGUACUGAAAAAAAUGACUUUCUUACUUAGUAUUUUAACUUGUUUUUAGUACAAAUAUCUAAACAUUUUUGUCAUUUUGCUCACCAUGAAAAAGCAUCUGUGGCCGGUUGCAUAAACAUAGCCAUGACGUUAAGACUGCGUCUUAAGAAUGAUUCUGACUAACUAGCAAUUAGUUAGGGCUAAUCAGUCUUAUUAUUUGGAUUUAAAUGAAACCAAUCUACCUUUCUAUGUAAUAUACUUAAAACAGUUAUGAUCAGUCUUCAAGAAAAAAAAUCAUGACUAACUUUUGAGACUAGUUUUAAGAUUUAUGCAACCGGCAACUGGAUUUAAGAAAAUAUGUCUAGUUUUUAGACAAAAAAGCUACAUUUUUAGUGAAUAUGUGCCUGUUCUUAAGUGAAUAAGAAAAUGUUUCUUGAUUUUUAGAUAUCUUUACUGAAAACAAGACAAAAAUACUAAGUAAGAAAGUCAUUUUUUGCAGUGUAUAGUGAACUUUAUUGGUGUCAUUUCAUUCCAGCAGGUGUCAGUAGAGCAUCAUGUGUCUUGUGAUUGCUGUAAACUGUUGAAUGAUUGACACAAGGAUAUACACACUACACUACUGGCUAUAGAUUUGUGUAAAUAUAUAGGGUAUAAAUAUGAAUUUCAGAGAUAUAUUGUAACUAUUCUAUUAAAACUAAACUUCUAGCUCAAUCUGCAUUAAAUAUAAAUAUUAAGAUUAAUUGUAUUUUAAGAGUGCAUUGAUAUGUAAUUAUCAAACUUCUGUUGACAAAAUGAAAGGUAAUAAAUAAUGGAGGUAAUCUAUGUUUAAUAACUGAAACAGCUUGCACUGAUAUGUCAAUGGCAUUGUCUCAACAUGCACACCAGUAUUGUGUAUUGUAAGGUUUGUUUGUAAAAACUACCUAAAUAUUUUAAUGUAACUAAGUCCUAGUACUGGAUUAAUUUAAACGCUGUCCCAUUGUGUGCUAUAUGAUUAUCUUACAUAAUAUUAGCUUUUUUGCUGAUAUCAAUGUAGACAUUUUCCAAAACUUGUAUUCUAUAACGUUUUCAGUCCAUAUCUGGAAAUCAUUUAUGUGGAGUUUACUGUAGGUGUAUUAAACCGUAUUCUUUGUGCACAUGUUUAUGAAACCUUUGUAAAUGUUUUUCAUUUAGCCUUACAAUAUUUUGUAAGGGUCAGAGAAACAUUUCUGCCUCUGCAUUUUAAAUCCAUUGAA